AUGGGCCGCACACAGCCAUCAAUCGGCCAGCCGCCGGCCUCAUUUCGCCGCGCAGCUCGGGCGAAAAAGGCCAAGGCGACGAUUAAUCAAGUGGUACCCGGCCUACUGCCGACACAUCCCCGCGCGCGUCGCGGGCUAGACGCGGCAGAGCUCAUCGUCAAUCCACCACCGAGGACGAGCAACCAGGAGCCCCAUGCUCUUCGUCUCAAACUCCGAUCCGCGGAUACGCUCAAAGCUGCCCGGGCCCUUGUCGACGCAGAUGCCUCUGUUCGCGUGGCGGUCCUCAACAUGGCUUCUCCGCUACACCCUGGCGGUGGGUUCUUGAACGGCGCCAGCAGCCAGGAGGAGUCGCUGUGCAUGCGCACCACACUGUUGCCAUCGCUAAAAGACGAGUACUACCGGCUGCCCGAACUUGGGGCCAUCUAUACACCUGAUGUCAUGGUGUUUCGGGAUGCCGACGGCGGUGAUGUAGUGCUCGAGAAGCGCAACCGCUGGUUCGUAGACUGCAUCACGGCAGCCAUGCUACGGAACCCCGAAGUUGAGCGUGACGACGAAAAGGGCUGGGGACGAUACGUCAAUGUCAAGGACCGGGAACUGGCAGUGUCAAAGAUGCGAAUGGUCAUGCGCAUUUGCCAGGACAAGGGCGUCGAGAAGAUUGUCCUCGGCGCAUGGGGCUGCGGUGCAUAUGGGAAUCCAGUGGGCGAGGUGGCUGCAGCAUGGCGCAAGGUAUUGUUGCCUCAAAUCGUCUCCAAGGGUAAAAGGGUUGUGGAAACGUGGAAAGGCAUCGAGGAAUGCGUGUUUGCGAUCAAGGAUCCAGGUAUGGCGGAUGCCUUUGCUGCGGCGUUUGGAGAUGGGCUGGAGCGGGAGGCCUUGGGUGAGGCAAACGAAGAUGACGAGGAUGACGAUGAGGACGACGAGACGGCUGAACUCGAAGCAAAAAUCGCUGAGCUCAGGGCGCGUAUUCGCAACGCGAACCCUGCGAUUGGUAGGGCUCUCCAGCCAGUACUCGUCGGGUUGAUCGCACAGUUACCAGAGGGACACCCAGAAAGGUUGAGUGUGUGA
Molecule: messenger RNA, 1062 nt
Organism: Verticillium nonalfalfae
Lineage: Eukaryota; Fungi; Ascomycota; Sordariomycetes; Glomerellales; Plectosphaerellaceae
Exons: 1
Coding region: 1-1062 (353 amino acids)
Source: RefSeq, a predicted model, not a curated record